Molecule: messenger RNA, 1326 nt
Organism: Chaetura pelagica (chimney swift)
Lineage: Eukaryota; Metazoa; Chordata; Aves; Apodiformes; Apodidae
Gene: HYAL2
Product: hyaluronoglucosaminidase 2
Exons: 4
Biological process (GO): hyaluronan catabolic process; carbohydrate metabolic process
Molecular function (GO): hyalurononglucosaminidase activity; hyaluronoglucuronidase activity
Source: RefSeq, a predicted model, not a curated record
UUCAUGGUGGCCUGGAACGUGCCGACCCAGGACUGCAAGCCGCGCUUCCAGGUGUCUCUCGACUUCAGCCUCUUCGACCUGUGCGCCUCCCCCAACGAGGGCUUCGUGGGGCAGAACCUCACCAUCUUCUACAAGGAGCGCCUGGGGCUCUACCCUUACUACACCAGCCAGCGUGUGGCCGUCAACGGUGGGGUCCCCCAGAACAGCAGCCUGUCCGAGCACCUUGCCCGGCUCCAGGAGGACAUCGGCAAGUACAUCCGCUCGCCCACCAAGGAGGGGCUGGCUGUCAUUGACUGGGAGGAGUGGCGGCCCAUCUGGGCUCGCAACUGGAAGCCCAAGGACAUCUACCGGGAGGUGUCCCAGGAGCUGGUGCAGCAGCGGAAGCACACCUGGUCCCACGAGGUGAACAAGCAGGCGGUGUUCGAGUUCGAGUCGGCUGCCCAGCAGUUCAUGGUGCUCACCCUGCGCGUGGCCAAGAGCUUCCGCCCCAAGCAGCUCUGGGGGUACUACCUCUUCCCCGAUUGCUACAACCACGACUACAGCAAGAACAAGGAGAGCUACACCGGGCAGUGCCCGGACGUGGAGAAGACACGCAAUGACCAGCUGUCGUGGCUCUGGAAGGAGAGCACGGCCCUUUACCCUUCCAUCUACCUCGAUCCACUCCUGGCGUCCACCCCCAACAGCCGCAAGUUCGUGCGGGCACGAGUGAUAGAGGCCAUGCGCAUCUCCCAGCAGCACCACGAUGGCUACUCCCUACCUGUCUUUGUCUACACCCGGCCCACCUACGUCCGCAAGCUGGACUUGCUCAGCCAGCUGGACCUGAUCUCCACCAUUGGAGAGAGUGCAGCACUGGGUGCAGCAGGGGCCAUCUUCUGGGGUGACGCAGACAACACUAAAAACCGGGACUCGUGCCAGGCCAUCAAGAACUACCUGGAGGGGGACCUGGGCCGCUACAUUGUGAACGUCACGACAGCAGCACAGCUCUGCAGCACCACGCUGUGCCAGGGCCGGGGCCGCUGCCUGCGCCAGAACGGCAAUGCCGACGUCUUCCUUCACCUCAACUCCAGCAGCUUCCAGCUGCGGCGCCGGGACAAGGACCACUCCCAGCGCCCCCUCUACUGGGCCGAGGGCAAGCUGUCCCCUGCUGACACCCUUUUCCUACGGACCCACUUCCGCUGCCACUGUUACCAGGGCUGGCAGGGCAGCAGCCGCCGGGGGGCCGCCCAUGGCCGCGGCUGCCGGUUGCCUGCCAGCCCCCGCAGCCGUGCUGACCCCCUGGCACCGCUGGGACUUGGGGUGCUGUUGCUGCUUGCAAGCUGGCACUGA